Messenger RNA from Fonsecaea multimorphosa CBS 102226, 1764 nucleotides. RefSeq lists its product as uncharacterized. The transcript is spliced from 4 exons. The record is from RefSeq and is a predicted model, not a curated record. Gene Ontology annotation, molecular function: amino acid transmembrane transporter activity. Gene Ontology annotation, cellular component: membrane. NCBI's taxonomy places the organism in Eukaryota, Fungi, Ascomycota, Eurotiomycetes, Chaetothyriales, Herpotrichiellaceae. The coding region runs from base 1 to 1764 and encodes 587 amino acids. Gene Ontology annotation, biological process: amino acid transmembrane transport.
AUGGAGAAGGAUAUUGAAGCAAUGUCGGCGAGCCCUAGCGGCAGCACCGACUUAUCCCAAGGAAAGGUUGAAUUUCCUCCCGCACCCACCGCAUUCGGUCGCUUCGUGGACAGUUUCAAACGGAAUCCACAUGCUCGGGUCACGACUCAGGCCAUCGAUGCCAAUGGCAGGGUGCUCCCAGAUCAGCCUCCCGCCGAGCCAGCUUUGGCGAUGAAGCUGAAGGGCCGCCAUCUCCAGAUGAUUGCAAUUGGUGGUUCCAUCGGGACUGGGCUCUUUGUGGGCUCUGGGUCGGCACUUGCCAACGGAGGCCCUGCAUCACUGGUUAUUGCGUAUGGUCUCAUAGGCAUCACGUUGUACUGCACCACUCAUGCUCUUGGUGAACUUGCGGUGCAGUACCCUGUAGCUGGUGCAUUCUCCGUUUAUGCCAGCCGAUUCGUGGAUGAGGCCUGGGGCUUCGCAAUGGGUUGGAACUACGCGCUCCAAUGGCUUGUUACUCUUCCUCUCGAGAUUGUCGCCGCGUCUCUUACACUCGAGUUCUGGCCCGGCAGUCGGGACGUUAACGGGGCUGCCUGGGUGACUAUAUUCCUGGUGGCCAUUAUUCUUAUCAACUUCUUCGGCGUCAGAGGUUACGGCGAAGCUGAGUUCGUCUUCUCGAUCAUAAAGGUCAUCGCCGUCAUUGGUUUUAUCAUCCUCGGCAUCAUCAUCAAUACUGGGGGUGUCCCAGGUGACCACCGAGGCUAUAUCGGCGCCCGCUACUGGUACGAUCCAGGCGCUUUUAACCAUGGAUUCAAGGGCUUGUGCUCCGUAUUUGUCACCGCUGCCUUCUCCUUCAGUGGAACCGAGUUGGUGGGCCUCGCAGCUGCUGAGACUGAGAACCCUCGCAUCGCGUUACCUACGGCUGUGAAGCAAGUCUUCUGGCGGAUUGCACUGUUUUACAUGGUCUCCCUUACCAUCGUGGGCGUCCUCGUCCCCUACAAUGACCCGCAACUACUGAACGGCAGCUCCUCAUCGGACGCCAACGCCUCUCCAUUCGUCAUUGCUGUCCGCAACGCCGGUAUUGAUGCGGUUCCUUCCAUCAUGAACGUCGUCAUCCUCAUUGCAGUCCUGUCCGUUGGAAACUCCUCCGUUUAUGGCUCCAGCCGGACUCUGGCUGCGCUUGCGGACAUGGGACAAGCUCCUAAGAUACUGGGCUACGUCGACCGUGAAGGCCGUCCAUUGGUUGCCAUUAUUGUUUCUUCUCUCUUCGGAUUUCUGUGUUACAUUGUCGCGGCUGGUCCGGACACCUCAACUCAAGCAUUCAAUUGGAUGAUUGCAAUCAGUGGUCUUGCUUCGAUUUUCACCUGGGGCACUAUCUGUUUAUGCCACAUCCGCUUCCGCAGCGCCUGGCGCCUUGCUGGCCGUUCCUUGGACGAACUCGCUUUCAAAUCACAAGCCACCGUGUACGGCUCGUGGAUAGGCUUGGCAAUGAACAUUCUGAUUCUUAUUGCGCAAUUCUGGACCGGCUUCGCACCCGUUGGCUAUGCCGACAUGUCUGCCUCAGAAUUGGUGGAGAAUUUCUUUGAGGUCUAUCUCGCAGCACCUAUCGUCAUUGCCAUGUAUUUUGGCUAUAAGCUGGUAAUGAGAACCAAGAUCCGAAGGAUCAGAGAGAUUGAUAUCACGAGCGGACGGAGAGAAAUUCAUAAUCUCAGGGAGAUUCUAGAGGAGGAACGCAGAAUUCAAGCUACCUGGCCAUGGUGGAAGAAGAUCUGGAAGACGGUCUGCUAG